Molecule: messenger RNA, 9945 nt
Organism: Lates calcarifer (barramundi perch)
Lineage: Eukaryota; Metazoa; Chordata; Actinopteri; Centropomidae
Gene: arhgap5
Product: Rho GTPase activating protein 5
Exons: 7
Coding region: 534-5057 (1507 amino acids)
Biological process (GO): signal transduction
Molecular function (GO): GTP binding; GTPase activity
Source: RefSeq, a predicted model, not a curated record
GAGGGGGAGUGAAGAGAGAGAGAGAGUCGCCAUUACUGCCUGGCAGUGCUGCUGAGAGGGGAGGGAGCAGAGAGAAGCAGGUUUCGGCUUACAACGCAUACCACACCAACAACACCAAAAUACACUAAAAUACAGGCUGACCGGCCGUUUGGGACUCCAGAGGACUACACCGUCAACUAAACCGGACUUUGGAUUCUGUCGGAGGACUCUAAUAACCGCAGAUUGUGGAUUCUAAAAAGGAGUUUUUUGCCUUUUAAUGUGGGAAUGCUUUCUCCUCCUUUCCGUGGUAUGUGGAUCUGGGAGCGACCAUGUUAAUAGGCAGGUGAUAAAAGGAGAAGCCGGCUGCUCUAUCCCAGCUUAAAGAAGACCCAGGAUAGAAACCAAGAGAGACGCACAGAGUUGGAGGGGGAUUCACCACUACCAAGGGAAAAUCAGCAUGAAAGUGCCUCUGUACCACUGACAAGCAGAACUGGAAUGAUAUCUUGACCUUUUUUCCUGGAAGUGACCAAGUUAGCGAUGAGCGGGGGGAUAUAAUGGCCAAGAACAAGGAUGCGCGCCCCCCGACAUUCGCCGUCAGUGUGGUUGGCCUCUCGGGGACGGAGAAAGAGAAGGGAAAUUGCGGUGUGGGCAAGUCCUGCCUGUGCAAUCGGUAUGUGCGUCCUGAUGCGGACAGCUACUACUCGGAGCACACCUCAGUGCUGAGCACGAUAGACUUUGGUGGUCGUGUGGUUAACAAUGACCACUUUCUAUACUGGGGGGAGGUGUCCCAUCGAGGGGACGAUGGGUUGGACUGUAAAAUCCAAGUCAUUGAGGAAACAGAGUUCAUUGAUGACCAGACGUUUCUUCCGCAUCGGAGUACGAACCUGCAGCCGUACACCAAACGGGCGGCAGCAACCAAGCUCCAGUCAGCAGAGAAGCUUAUGUACAUCUGCACGGACCAGCUGGGCUUGGAGCAGGACUUUGACCAGAAGCAGAUGCCCGAUGGGAAGCUGAACAUCGACGGUUUUGUGCUCUGCAUUGAUGUUAGUAAGGGUUGCAAUAGGAAGUUUGAUGACCAAAUGAAGUUUGUCAACAGCCUCUACUCUCAGAUUGUUAAGUCAAAGAAGCCUAUUGUCGUUGCCGCCACAAAAUGUGAUGAGUGUGUGGACCAGCACCUGAGGGACCUGCAGGCCUUUGUUGCCAGCAAGAAGAACCUGCUGCUAAUUGAGACGUCCGCACGCUCCAACGUCAAUGUGGAGCUCUGCUUCAAUACCCUCAUCCAGCAGCUGGAUAAAACAAGGGGGAAGCCAAAAACUGUGCCAUACCUGGAGGCCUAUAAAAUUCAACGGCAGCUUGUUGCCUCAGUAACAGAUAGAUUUGACAAAUUGAUGGUGCACACAGUAAGAGAUUACCACACCACGUGGAAAACAGUGAUCAAUAAUAUGAAAGGCCAACCUGACUAUGAUGAGUUCAUCACCUUGGAGGGCUCCAGGAAAGCACGCAACAUGUUCACAAAGCACAUUGCACAACUGAAACAGGAGCACAUAAAGAGGAGGAGGGAAGAGUAUCUGACAACUCUACCGAAAACCCUUAAUAACCUCCUCAAUAACCUGGAGGAGGUUGAACACCUCACAUGGCCUGAGGCGCAGAGUGUGAUCCGGAACAGGCCUGAUUUCCAGUACUGGUUUAUUAUUCUGGAACAGACGCCAUGGGAUGAGACGGACCACAUCGACAACAGUGACCGCAGGAUACCCUUUGACCUCCUCGAUACACCUGAUGGUGAGAGAAUUUACCGCAACCACGUCCAACACCUGCUGUCCGAGAAGAGGAGGGUGGAGAUGAAAGAGAGAUUCAAGAAGACGCUGGAGAGGGUUCAUUUUAUCAGUCCAGGGCAGCCUUGGGAGGAAGUCAUGUGCUUUGUCAUGGAGGACGAGGCCUACAAGUACAUCACAGAAUCAGAUAGGAGGGAUGUUUACUGUAGACACCAGCAGGAAAUAGUUGAAAGGGCCAAAGAGGAUUUUCAGGAAAUGCUUUUUGAGCAUGCUGAGCUUUUCUAUGACUUGGAUCUGAAUGCCACCCCCAGCUGCGACAAGAUGAGCGAAAUUCACAGUGUGCUGAAUGAGGAGCCCAGAUACAGAGCACUGCAGAAACUUGCCCCAGAUAGAGAGUCGCUCCUCCUCAAACACAUUGGGUUUGUUUACCAUCCCACUAAGGAGACGUGCCUGAGCGGGCAGAACUGUGUUGAUAUGAAAGUGGAGCAGGUUUUAGCAAACAGGCUGGUGCAGCUUGACCACGGACGCUCUAAUCUCUACUAUAACAGUGCCAACAUCGAUAAGAUCAACCUCUGCCUCCUGGGAAGGGAGGGUCUCUCACAGGAACUAGCCAAUGAGAUCCGAGCUCAGUCCACCGAUGACGAGUACACUCUUGACGGUAAAAUUUACGAACUGGAGCUUCUCCCUGUGGACGUCAACUCCACGCUGCUCUUUAGCCAUACGUGGGUCACCACCUUCAAGCCACAUGGCUGCUUUUGUGUGUUCAACUCCAUAGAGUCUCUCAACUGUAUUGGAGAUUGCAUAGGCAGGAUCAGAGCGGAGAUAGCACAGAGUAGGAGAGAUAGAUUUGCUCAGCCGCUGCCAUUCAUUCUCAUCCUGGCAAAUCAGAGGGACAGUGUUUGUAAAAACAUACCUAUCCUGAGGCACCAGGGCCAGCAGUUGGCAAACAAGUUGCAGUGCACCUUUGUCGACAUCCCAUCUGGAGCCUUUCCGCGUAAAUUCACUGAGUUCCAAAUUAAGCAGGGUCUCCGAGCAGUGCUGGAGGGGCUAAAGCAUAACUUUGAUGUCUUGGCCCCACUGCCCUCUAUUAAAGACAUGUCAGAGACAGACCUUAGGAUAGUCAUGUGCGCUAUGUGCUGGGAUCCUUUCAGCGUUGACCUCAUCCUCUCGCCUUUCUUAGACUCACAUUGCUGUAGUGCAGGGCAGCCAGGCCAGAGCAACACGCUGAUACUGGACAAGAUCAUUGGUGACAGCAGGAGGAGGAUUCAGGUCACUGUCCUCUCCUAUCACUCUGCUAUUGGUGUCCGCAAAGAUGAGCUGGUGCACGGCUACAUAUUGGUCUAUUCUGCCAAACGCAAAGCCUCUAUGGCGACUCUGCGGGCAUUCUUGGCUGAAGUCCAGGAUGUGAUCCCCGUCCAGAUGGUGGCGAUCACAGACAGCCAGGCAGACUUCUUUGAGAAUGACGCCAUCAAGGAGUUGAUGACGGAGGGGGAGCACAUUGCCACAGAGAUUGCUGCCAAGUUUACAGCACUCUACUCACUGUCGCAGUAUCAUCGGCAGACGGAGGUUUUUACACCCUUCUUCAAUGAAGUGCUGGAGAAGAAGCCGAACAUUGAGAGUUCUUUCCUGUUUGACAGCUCGUCACGUGAGUGCACCACCGGUGCCAGUGAAGAUGUCUUCCCCACGUCGCCUCAUAGCCAUUCCCCGGCCUACAACACCUAUUACCCAGAAUCUGAUGAAGAUAAUGAGGCCCCCCCACCUUACAGUCCAAUAGGUGAUGACGUUCAGCUUCUCCCCACACCCAGCGAGCGAGCCAAGUACCGGAUUGACCUAGAAGGGAAUGAAUAUCCAAUCCAUAGCACACCUGUGGGAGACCAUGAACGCAACCACAAAGUGCCUCCACCUGUCCGGCCCAAACCAGUGCUCCCCAAGCCUAACGUCAAAAAGCUGGACCCCAACCUGCUCAAAACCAUUGAGGCUGGCAUGCGAAGUAACCGUAGGAUGCCGCGUGGCCCGAUGACACACACCGAUGAUGUGGAGGCAUCAGACAACUAUGCAGACCCUGUGGAUACCUUGCUGAGGGGCAGGGGCUUCCACAACGACGACAUAUAUGCCGUGCCUGAUGACACACACAGCCGUCUGGUCAAAAUAAGAAACUCCUUUGGAGGGUUACAUGGUCUCCACGUGGGAGGAGAGGAAGAGAAUGGAUUCGACCGGAAGUCUCAGGCUGGACGGCGGCCGUCAAAAUACAAACAUCGCUCUAAAAUCCUGUUCAGUAAGACGAAGGCCUACCAAAGACGAUUCCACUCCGACAGUGAUGGGGAGGAGUCCGGCCCUGCCACGCAGAAAAAGAAAAAGGGAAGAGCCCACCGGGGCAGCGAGGAGGACCCGCUGCUCUCCCCAGCCGACCCCUGGAAGGGCGGGAUAGAUAACCCUGCUAUUACCUCCGACCCUGAGCAGGAGGACAAGAAGAUGAAGAAGAAGAAGACGCCUAAAACACCAAAGGAAUCGAAGAAGCCGAAAUCCUCCAAGCCCCCCAAGCCUCUGUACCCCCCCACCCGGAGAACCUGGGAGAGCAACUACUUUGGCGUUCCCCUGCAGAACCUGGUGACCCUGGAGCGUCCCAUCCCUCUCUUUAUCGAGAAAUGCGUUGACUACAUUGAGCGCACAGGUCUGACCACAGAAGGCCUGUAUCGCGUCAGUGGGAACAAGACUGACCAGGACAACAUCCAGAAACAGUUUGAUCAAGAUCACAGUAUUGACUUUGUGGCGAUGGACGUGGCGGUGAAUGCUGCUGCCGGGGCGCUGAAGGCUUUCUUUGCUGACCUGCCCGACCCGCUGAUCCCCUACAGCCUGCACCCAGAGCUGGUGGAGGCCGCAAAAAUCGUGGACUACAUGGAGCGUCUGCAGGUCUUGAGAGAAAUCGUGAAGAAGUUUCCCCCUGUCAACUACCAGGUCUUCAAAUACAUCAUCACACACCUCAACAGGGUGAGCCAGCACAGCAAGACCACGCUCAUGACGGCCGACAACCUGUCCAUCUGCUUCUGGCCCACGCUGAUGCGGCCCGACUUCGAGAACAAGGACACGCUGUCCACCACCAAGCUGAACCAGGCCGUCAUCGAGUCCUUCAUCGUGCAGAGCGACUACUUCUUCCACGGCGGCGAGGUGGCCGAGAGCUCCAGCAGCGAGGGCACGCCGCCGCCACACUGCCACAACAUGGUGGAGGCCCUGCUGCCGCUGCAGCUGCCCCCGCCCCUGCAGCCGCAGCAGAUCCAACACACCCUGCCCCCCGACCCGCUCAUUUAAGAGCCAGGCGAGCAUGCUGGGAAAUUAAGGUCGGGGGUUAUUUGUCUGUGCUGCCAGCCGCUUUUGACCAACAACCACCUGUAGGUCGUCUUCUGCUCUGCAAAACGCUGGUCGGCCGUUAAAAUUUAAGAAAACACAAACCUGGUUGGUGAGUUUUAGGGAUUCAGCAGCUGCUGUUUGUCAUCGACUUUAAGGUGAAUGAGCUUUGGGGUUUAGAGACACGUCGACCAUUUGUUGGAUCAAACCUAAUCUGUGAGAUCUGCUCAUGCUGCGAGGUAAAUCCUGGAUUAGAGAAUUACAAUCGGACGUCACCUUUUGGAACUAAUAUUCGGAUCUGACCGCCCCCUUUUUACGAUACAGAGACUGAACAUGAACCGAUGAAUGAACUGAUUUGAUUUGGCACAUAGAGACAACACUAAUCGUCUAGCAGGGUUGGACUGGGACACAUUUGGGGCAAAUAAAGAUUCCCCUCCUACCUUACCCUGAUGAAAUAGCACACCGGGGUCUUAAGCCCCUGCUCCGUUUCCCUGCUCCGACACAAGAGAAAAGGGAAGUUAAAACUCACAGAGUCCCCGCGACUGCAACUUGAAUCUGAAACACCUGGUUCUGACUGACUGGUCGACUCAUUAGCUGUUUGACUGACUGGUUACCCGACUCAUUCGCAGGCUGUUUGUGGGCUGAAAGUGUUUCACGGAGUCUUCCCGCAGAUCUCCACAUUUCAGCACAGGAAAAUAUUUCUUCUUCUUUUGUUUCCCUUUGACCCAGAAUCAGUCAGUGAGCUGAGGCGAGGGGUCCAACAGUGGAUCUGUGAACUCGCUGACACGUUUGGCGUGGAUGAAUUUUUUUGUUCUGGGGAGGUGGAGGUUUUAAGUACUAAAAGAUAGAAUGAAUUGACCUUUAACCCACUACAUGAACUUUGACCUCCUUAAAGGACAGCACAUGCACGAUUUGUGUCAAAGGUCCCACAUGCCAACUUCAUGUCUGUUUGCUCCGUUUAUGUUGUUAUCAUUUCGACAAAUUUCUUUUUAUAUUUUUUUGUAUUGUCUGAUUUUUACCCAGUUUGUGUGCUUGUGUGUGUGUGUGUGAUGAUGAUGAUGGUGAUGCCAGUGUGUGUGUGUGUGUGUGUGUGUAUCUGUGUGAACUGACCUGUGGUCUGUAUUACAGCCAGUUUGUACCUUCUCUGCAGAGGGAAGGGGGGAUUCAGGAGGGAAAAAGGAAUUUAAAAAUGUGGACUGACGGACUCGUAACGCUCCAUACGAGAGAAUCUGACUCUACAGACUUCACUAUCAAUCUUCAGCUAACUGUUUCGUCUCUUUAGAGCCUCUAACUCUUAAUGCAAUGACUGACGUCUCUCGUUCUGUAGUGACGACCCCCCCUCUGACCCCUUCGAUGAUGGCACAUGAGUGAGGAAAACCACUGUUGCAAUGCAUUCUGGAUCCCAUAGGGUUCGAGGAGGCGUCUUCCGUGUUUUCGAUUUUCCUUCGCUUUGUGGAGGACGCUUUCUCUGCUUUUUCAUUUCUACUUUUUGUUCCGUUUGUUUGUUGGAAACGAAAAUUUGCAUGUCUCUGUUUUUGCCACUUAGUGAAAAAAAAGAACUUUAAAGUUUAAAAAAAUGAAAUGAAAUGAAAACACGCUGAAACUCUAAAGGAGCUUUUGUUCAGAUUUGCAUUGUUUUAUCUGAAUCUGUUUGGUUUAAGGGGAACAUUUCCACAGAAAAACUCUAAGAGAGAGAGUUUAUUUUAUGUUUUUUUUUUGCAUUUGUUUCUUUUCUGUCAUGCAAGAAAUCAACUCUUAAUAUCAUAUUUUUGGUUAUAUGUUGAAUAGUUUUCCCUAAAUAGAGGAAAGAAGUAUAUAUAAGUAUAUAUAUAUAAAAAUUUAUCAGCAGCAGAGGUUGCUGAGUUAGUGAAAUACCACGGGGUACUGGACUAUAAUCUGUCAGAAGCUAUAAUCAUAUUUCUUUGCGGUUCUGAUGGUGUAACUGAAACCCAUCUUUUUAUUUUUCUGAUGGUGUGUGAGUGUGAGAGUGUGUGUGUGUGUGUGUGUGUGUGUGGGGAGGGGGGCAGAUUAGUAGGUUUUAAUUCCUCUUUGGCCCGUCUGAAACAGAAGAGUAAAAAAUCCCUCAUCGCUUCCUUCAUCAGUGACACUUUGAGGCAGAGUUUACACAGACAUGAAAGUUAAUUUGGUAUCAACAUAAACUUCUGUUCACCUCAGUUUGUUUCUCAUCAUCUUCCUGUGUUUGUUUAAUGGUGCUGAAAAUCAUUUUUCUGAAAGAUAAGUCUCAGAUGAUCUUUGGCCCAGGGAAACAUUUAUCAGACACUCCUCUGCCUGACUUUAUAUAAAGAUGGCUGACAUGUCUCCACUUAUUCCCAGAACUAUACGAUACGAGCGCUGCCAUCUUUGUACUGGUGAGCCAGAGUCUGCCCAGUAGUGAUCGGCUGCUGUUGCCAUGGAAUUGAAGUUCCGCCUCUACACCUACCUGACCAAUCACGAGUCAAUCACAGCUGUCAAUGAUGACAUCACACCUCGUUUUCAUAGCAUCAGAUAAUUAGACAGUGAACACCUAAACAAACGAAACAAUCAACUGAAACAAUCUGUUUUUCAGUUCGGCGCAGGAGGGGGCGGGGCUUAUGGUCUGUACUGCAGCCAGCCACCAGGGGGCGAUCCAGAUAUUUGAAUUACAUUCGUCCAUCCUUUAUAAACAGUCAUUGGUAAUUUCCAAAUAAUUUCCAUGAAGCUUCCUGGAAAGAACUUCAUAGUUUGCUGUGGUGGAAAGUACUUACUCAAAUACUGUCACUUAGGUAGAGUUUUCAGGUACUUUUUUAAAAUGCUAAUUUAUACUACAUUUCUAAGUUAGAUGUACUUUUCAUCUACAUUUAUUUUAAGUACAUUUAACCAUAUUUUGUUGCUGAUACUUUUGCUACUUUGACCUGAGUAAAGGAUCUUUAUUCUUCCACCACUGGUACUUUGGUACUAGUUACAGGGAAAAUUAAUUUCAUCACUUCUUUAAAAAUCUGUUUUCCCUCUAGUGAGCACCAGAUUCUGCUGUAUAGUUCUUCCUGGUUCAAGUUUCUGGAAAUCAUUUGGAAAUUACAGACCUGUCAAAUAAAGCGUCACAACCAACACGUCUUCUCGCUAAAACUAAUGAACCAAAACGUAACACUUGUCAGUUACAGUGUCUAUAGAAAUACUUUUAAUUAUUUUGCACAUUUCUACACAAUAAUGUGUAUGCUUUUUCUUCUGGAUGCACAAAACUAGUUGGAGACGAUAGUGUUGUGUGAUCACCAAAUUAAAAGCCCUUUCAAAAGCUGUUUCCUGUAUAAUAAAACACACUUUAGUUAAUGCCCCCUCCAUGCUUUCUUCAGGCGAGUAAAGUGCACUUCCAUUAUAUUAAUCCCACAAACUCAACUCUUGUGAAUUGGAUCUUGCGUUGCUCUGUGAGAGGCUGUUUGUGUUUACAUCCUGUUUGGUGCUACAGUAUAAAAAAAGGGUGGAGAGGAAGUGACUGAUGGAACAUCUGCUCCGUGUUGUUUUGACCUCUCAGCACCAGACUGAACCAAACUCUCCUCAGAGAACAGACAAGACGACUUCAUCAGCAGGUCAAACAGUCAAACAGUGAAGAAGUCGAACACGUUGGGGAUUUGCUGACUUUUAAGCAUAAAAUUAGUUUCCUGUUCUUACUAUAAAAAGAAGAAGUUCCAAAAAGACCUUGAAAAGUGUAUUGAUCGAUGUCAGCGAUGGGGGAUGAAUCCAAUUAUACAAAAAUGUCGAGCGAGGGGUCUGUCCCAUUUCAGACGUGUCUCCUGUGUCCUCAACUUUCAACUUGUCAGCUGUUUCCUUUUCGGUCGAUUUCCCUUCCCUUCUUUUUUCUGUCAGAUUCUGCCAGUGUUGUUAGUUUUAUUUAACUGCAGAUAACAAUUUAAUCUCAGAAAACCCAAUUUAUUUUCCCACUAUCGCUGGAGCAAUGAGUCUCUCAGCAGAAAAUGUAUUUAUUUUCAUCGUCAUUUAUUAAGUAGAAAUACCAGAUGUUUGCUGGUUCUAGUUCAUCAAUGUGAUCAUUUGCUGCUUUUUUGGUUAUUUUAUGUAAUUUUAGAUUUUCAUAUUUUGAAGAUGUACGACACUGGGCACUUUUAAUUUGCUAAAUUGAAAAAAAGCCUUUAAUUCCCACAUCUUCCACCUGGAAUUUUUUUUUAAAUAAAAAAAAAAGUCAAACUUUAAUGGAUAGGAAAGGAACAGAAGCAGGCCCCCAAUAUGGAUAAAAAUGUUGGAUUUUAUUUUGAAGGAACAGGUCGUACUGGAGGGAAAGAAGCCAACUUAAAUCUGAUUUAGCGAACUUUAAAGGGCACUUUGAAGGCGACACAUGUCUGGAAUGGGACCCGCUGCAGACAGAUGAGAGAUGAUUUUCCUUUGAGAUGUGAAUGAGGGGGUAAAGGGUGUGUUAAAGGGGAUAAAUAUUCAGAAUGGAACGUAGCCAAAAGCCCAUUUUAAGGUUUUAUGAUGUUGGACUGAAGGAGGACACUGAAGGGCGCGAACGGCGAGAGUGGAUCAGAGCCAAGAGCAUCCUGAUGUACAAGCUCGAGUUUUGAGGGUGGGAGGUGGGAGUUGUUGGGGGGGUGGGGUGUUUCUGCAGCUGCUAGAUAAUAAAAGAUUAAGCUGUUCGUCUGUAGUUUUUCCAUCAAUCAAUCUUGUUCUUUUUUCUUUUAUCAUUCUGUUGAUAAGAUCUGCUCUCAUCCAGUCACGCCGGUGUACAAACCAACUGACUUUUAACGUCAUCCGCUGUGUAUUAUAGUAAAUAAAAAUGAUUUUCAGAAAUGAAAAACUCUAAAACAAGUUUCUUUUUGUUUUGUUUUCUCUCCAUAAUGUUUCCAAAUAAAGUUUCUUUUUUUCCAAA